CAUGUACAUGCUCGUCUCCAGACAGCCAUUGAACCCCGCGAACAUGGUCUCGCCUCUCCGUUUUGCACGCUCGGGGGCGGCAUUGGCGCACCAGAUACCCCAGAAGACGCGCGCCUCCACCCUUCCCGUCGUUUGUCGACGAUACCUCAACGAAGAUGUCAGGAUCACCAGGACCGGGAAACCCAUUCUGACUGUGGCAGGCGGCCGAUCUUCUCUCGGAGGCUAUACCGCAACCGUGUUUGGAGCUACGGGCUUCUUGGGACGAUACAUUGUGAACAGGCUAGCUCGGUCGGGAUGCACCGUUAUCGUACCCUUCCGCGAGGAGAUGGCGAAGCGCCACUUGAAAGUCGCUGGUGAUUUGGGCAGGGUCGUCUUUCUGGAAAUGGACCUUCGCAACACCGCUUCCAUCGAAGAAAGCGUGCGACACUCCGACAUCGUAUAUAACUUGAUCGGCCGCGACUAUCCCACCAAGAACUUCUCCCUCGAAGAUGUGCAUGUGGCAGGAACUGAGCGCAUCGUUGAGGCUGUAGCCAAGUACGAUGUUGAUCGUUUCGUCCAUGUUUCUUCCCACAGCGUCGACAAGGACUCUCCCUCCGAAUUUUACCGGACUAAGGCCCUGGGCGAGGAGGUCGCUCGUAGCAUUUACCCAGAAACCACUAUUGUCCGUCCCGGACCUAUGUUUGGUUUCGAGGAUCGUCUACUUAACCGCCUUGCAAGCCCCUCCAAUCUCAUCACCUCCAACUGGAUGCAAGAAAAGCUCUGGCCUGUGCAUGCUGUCGACGUCGGUAUGGCUCUAGAGAAGAUGAUCCAUGACGACACCACUGCUGCUGAGACGUAUGAACUUUACGGUCCCAAGGGCUACACCAUGGCCGAGAUCAACGAACUUGUGGGCAAAGAAGCAUUCCACAAACGCCGCCAUAUCAAUAUCCCUAAGAGGCUAAUGAAGCCCAUCGCUCACUACAUGAACAAGUACAUCUGGUGGCCUGUCGGCUCGGCUGAUGAAGUAGAAAGAGAAUUCAUCGACCACACCGUGGAUCCCAACGCAAAGACUCUUGAGGACCUAGACAUCACACCCGUGACAUUGGAGUCGAUGACUUUCGAGUAUCUGAAAUCAUACCGUAGUUACCAGUACUACGAUCUGCCUCCCAUGACGGAGCGCGAGAAGAGGGAGGAGAAGAAGUAUUUGCACGUCAUUGAUGACCAGUAG
This is a messenger RNA of Periconia digitata, 1207 nucleotides long. The record is from the annotation of a GenBank genome assembly. Lineage: Eukaryota; Fungi; Ascomycota; Dothideomycetes; Pleosporales; Periconiaceae.